This is a messenger RNA of Syngnathus typhle (broad-nosed pipefish), 4444 nucleotides long. RefSeq names its product eukaryotic translation initiation factor 2-alpha kinase 2 (gene eif2ak2). Lineage: Eukaryota; Metazoa; Chordata; Actinopteri; Syngnathiformes; Syngnathidae. The record is from RefSeq and is a predicted model, not a curated record. The transcript has 20 exons. The coding region runs from base 312 to 2204 and encodes 630 amino acids. Gene Ontology annotation, biological process: protein phosphorylation. Gene Ontology annotation, molecular function: double-stranded RNA binding; ATP binding; protein kinase activity.
GUGUAUAGCUUCCCAUUGCAACACCUUCUUGGUGAUGUGCAUAGCGAGUAUAUGAAAAACUAACCUUAUUAUUAUCCACAUCGCGAAUAGAGGCUACGGAUUUAUCCGGGUCAUUAAUUUUAUUGAAAGAUUUUACCGUGUGUUCCGGGAUUUUGUAAUUUUGGAUUGUACGUGAACGCAGCAAGCAAGGGCAGGAAGUUUUCUUUUCGCGAAAGUGAAACCGAAACCAUCGAAAUCACCAGUUUUGGAAGACUGAAGUGGGGUUGACACCGCAACGACAUCUCAAUAGGAGCGAUCCAGUGUUCUAAUUUAUGAUGGACACCGAAAAUUACGUAGCGAAAUUGAACGAGUACUGUCAGAAAAGAAAUUCGAAACUAAACUACGAGGAUGUCAGAACCGAUGGUCCGGAUCACAUUAAGACAUUUUCCAUGAGAGUUGUUGUCGAUGACGAGGCAUAUCCAGAAGGAGUGGGAAACAAUAAAAAGGAGGCCAAAAAGAACGCUGCUAAACAUGCUUUACAGAUCUUAACGAAGAAGACGCAUACAUCAGAAGGUUCUAUUGGUCCAGUUUGUCCAAAAGAAACAAAUCAUGUGUCCUGGCUCUAUGAAUAUGGUCAGAAAAUCAAAAUGAAUGUCAGAUUUAUGGAGUCGACAACUGGAUCAUACAAGUCCUUUCAAUGUCAGUUUUUUGUUGGGGAGAUUGACUAUCCACUUGGUAAUGGGAUAACAAAGAAGGAAGCUAAGGAAGAAGCUGCAAAGCAUGCAUAUCAUGCCAUAUAUGAGGCGUCAGCGACUGAAAGUGAAAACCCCUCUGGUUCUUGUAAUCAACAAAAGGAGGAAAUGUCAGCAAUCAGCAACAAGACACCGAGUUCAAAGACUGAAGAUGAUGUUGUUGUCGAGAAAAAUUAUAUUGGAAUUAUUAACGAGUACUGUCAGAAAAGACAGCGCAGUCCUAAUUUCAUCGAAGUGGAGAGAAUUGGCCCAGCUCAUAACCAUAAAUUUUCCUACAAAUUAGUUAUCGAUGGCAAGGACUACCCUGAGGGUAGAGGAAAGUCUAUCAAGGAAGCCAAGCAAAAUGCUGCUCAGUUGGCCCUUUCUGUCCUUGAAAAAGAAGACAAUGAGGUCUUGCAGUCUCCUGCAUUUGCCGGUAGUACAAAAAGCAGCCCAAACUUGUGGAAAUCCCUUGCAACAACUCCAAGCAUUUCAGUAGAGUUUGCUGAGUCUUCUCCCAAAGAUCAGAUAACUCCACCCAAGAGUCAAAGUCCAGGCUGCAAAGCCAGAAGAAAAAUUGCAGCCAAUUUUCCAAAUGCUAAUAAACAGAUAGUAGAAGAUAAUUGCGGACGAAAUUCACCGUCAACCACUUCGAGGUUUAAAGAAGAUUUUGACUGUCUAGGAGCCAUAGGCAAGGGAAGCUUUGGAUCUGUUUACAAGGCAAAGCAUAAGCUGGACGGAGAGGACUAUGCUGUGAAGAAGGUUAUCUUUGAAGAAAAAUCUAAACGAGAGAUAGACGCUUUAUCAAAGCUUCAACAUAGCAAUAUUGUAAGAUACUACACGUGUUGGAUGGAAGAUUCCUAUGACCAACCUAUCCCAAAUUCCUCUCAAAGGUUCCUCUAUAUUAAGAUGGAGCUGUGUGACACCAAAACCCUCCGAGGUCGUAUUGAUGAUAUGAACACAGAGAAUAAGGAAACUCUGCAAAGAAGGAAUCUCAGUUUUGAAAUUAUACAGCAAAUAGUCGCAGGAGUCAAAUACUUUCAUGCCAAAAGGUUUAUCCACAGAGAUUUGAAGCCUGCCAACAUCCUGUUUGGACUGGAUGAAACAGUGAAGAUUGGGGAUUUUGGCCUUGUUACUGUUGAUACUGACAGUGAGGACAAAAGCUUGAAAAGGGGAACCCUGAGUUAUAUGGCGCCUGAGCAGAAAGACAAAGCUACUUAUGACAGAAAAGUGGACAUAUAUGCUCUGGGUCUGAUUUAUUUUGAGCUCCUCUGGUACAUGUUUACGGGUACUGAAAGAGAAAAGCUUUGGGAUGAUGUCAGAAACCAGAACCUCCCUUCAGAGUUUUCAUACAAUUUCCCCAUAGAGCAAAAAAUUAUCAAGUCAAUGCUUUGCUUGAUGCCAGAAGACCGGCCUGAAGCCAGUCAACUCCAGACCAACCUUAAGGAGUGUGCUUAUGCACUUAAACUUGCUAAAGAGAGAAAGACUUUCUAAUUCAUCCAUUGCUUCUAGAACAGGGGUUUUCAGCUAGUUUUGUUCUAGGGACCACCAUUAUAAUCAAGAAGCAACUUGGGGACCACUGCUUUAGCAGAAUAUUAAUUUCUUUUGCACCCAAGGAGGAUAGACCAAUACAGGCUACCGUUUUUUUCCGUGUAUAGUGCGCAAUAUUUUACUAAUUUAUUGUCCUAAAAUCUGGGGUGCGUAUUAUACAUGGGUACAAAGAAAAAAAAAAAAAAAUUUUUUUUUUUUAAUUUUUUUUUUUUUUUUUUUAAAUAAAGUCAUGGUACAACAAAACCAACAACAGGACUGACCGACAAAGUCGUGGAACAAAAAGACAGGGUGACAUUACCAAAGACAGGAACAGAAUGACAGUAACACAUGCAAUGAUCCAACGGUGAGCGAGGGGCAGACAGGACUUAAAUACAAAACACGUUACAUCGAUUGAGGUGACACAGGAAGAGCGGGGUGACACGAACAGAAACUAUGGCAACCUAGACACAUAGCAAAACUGGGGACGAGACAUGACAAAUCUCCCCCGAAAUAAAACUCACCUUUCUUCUUGUUUGUUGUCAAUCGCGCAUCGCAUUCAGCCAUCCUGCCCAACACACUUAGUAGAAUUCAUAAUUGACGACACAUCGUUUGAUGCGAUGGUGCAAUCCUCGAUGGUGUGUUAUUGUCAAAUAUUGUUUGUUUUUUAAUCUCCAUCGCGGACCGGACGUCAUACGGAGGCCGCCAUUACAGAUGCGCAGAACGGUUGCGCAAGACACGUCAGCUAUAUAAAGAGCGAGAGUUCAGUUCUCCACCUAUUAGUUUCAAUUCACAGUUUAAUUAGCAGUUUCAAUCAGCAAAUAACAAAAUGCGUAUUACAGGUAAUAUUUUAUUUCACAACACUUUGCCUUGUUCCUUUCGUCUCUGCUGUUCACUUCAAACACGCUCCAUGCGACCGCAAUGCUCUCGUAUCAGACAAGGCUUGCUCGAUCACCUGCUCGUUUGCUGUCUCACAAUGUACCCUACACAAAUCCGAAACAUUUGUUGCGGCUCCGAGUCACGACGAGGGGCAAGUUUUGGUUUCCAAGGUUGUUUUUAUUCCUCUUCAACGUCUCUCCCAUACAGAGCCGCCUUUUUCACGUCCGCAGCCCAUGCGCGCACGGAGCGCGGUGGUGCGUUUAGGGGCAGUCGGAGAAAUCAACGCCAACAAAAAAAAUGACAUCCAGCCUAGUUAAGACCAUACCAAAGACUUUAAAAAUGGGACCCAUUGCCUCCCUGCGUGUGUGACGAUCUUUGGGACUUAAAAAAAAAAAAAAAAAAAAAAAAUUCAUAAAAAUUGGGUGCGUAUUAUACAUGGGUACAAGCUUUUUUCCAGCAUCAGCAUGCCAUUGUUAGGGGUGCGUACUAUACAUGGGGGCGCACUAUACAUGGAAAAAAACGGUAUGUAUUUGCCUCUGUAUGACUAUUUUGGGAAUCUCAGCUACAUUUGACAUCAUUUGGAUGGGUAAAUGAUUCACAAAAUUAGCUGGAAAAUAAAUCAAGUCUAAAUAAUAACAUAAAUACCACGUUGACACGAAAAUGCACAAAAACAAAACAAAUACUAAAAAACUGACUUUCAGAAAUAUUCUUAUUUAUUUAAAUAAAUAAGAAAUUAAUAAGAGUAAAUAUGAUAUUGUAAAAGUUACAAUACAAGACUUUUAUGAACCUUUCAUGAAGUGUAAACGUGUCACGGUUCCUCACUGCUCUUGCGUGCUGGCCGGUUGACGUGACCCCGCGGACCACCGUCAGGGCAUCCGCACAAGACUUUUAUAAUUUUAUUUUGAAACACUUUGUUCUAUUUUUAAACCCUUUUAAACAUUUUAAAAUGUAAACGUGUCACAGCUCCGCUCCUUGCUGAGCUGACUGGCUGACGCACCCCUGCAGACAUCCACACAAGACUUUUAUCAUUUUAUUUUUAAACACUUGAUUGUACUUUCAAUCACUUUAUUGUAUCUUUAAACACUUUUUAAACAGCUUUAAUAAGCUCGCUAUGCCCAUCUGCUUUGAUGACGUGCUACGCAAGCUCGCUGACCGGCUCGUCAGGUAAAGCGUGGUUAGAACUGCUCUUAAGCGCGAAGUAGCAAGGGAUUACUGUACAUCAUGAGGUAGUAGUUUGAGCAACAAUUUGAAAAUAGGUCAUGGGGAUUCUGUUCUAUUAAAAAACACAAAUGAGUUGCUAACAUGUGUGUAUUAAAUGAUUGUUGCAA